AAAGCACCAAUCUGUGUUUGGCACAUGUGACAUUUGAUCAGGAGGUUGAAGGUUGUCAUGCCUCAUGGCUAAACUGGAGGGAAAGAACAGGGAGGGGUUGGAGCGGUACAGCUCAUAUCCAAUUUCAACACGGCAGCAUUCCUAAAAAAUUUCAAGACAGACAACGUGAGACAGUGAGGGACAGGGCAAGAUCCUGGAUGUUCCUUGAGCAAACAACUGGAGGCAGAGUUUGUGUCCAGUUUAUUUAGUGAGUUAAACUGGAUGCAGUGAACCGCUGUGCCGACUGACAGCCGAACAAGGACUUUGUUAAUGUGGCAGAAAGACAUGAUGACAGAGAAAAAGACAGACUACUUGAUGAGCUGCAGGAGGCGAACAAUGUGAUUUUUCAUCCUGACAUUAGUGUCUAUCAGCAGCUGUUUUACAUUUAAGUGCUACAUUUGUAUCCCCUCAGACAUUUGCUUCUGAAGCCAUCUGUAAUGUUUGCUGCCUGAAAACCAAACCUGCUGAUGAAAUAAUCACUCUGGUUUCAGACACGGUUUGCUCUUGAGUCCAGGUGUUGCACAAAUACUCAGGAGAGUUUGCAGCAAUUUUUGGCUUUGGAUACAAACAGGAAUGGAAAGCAGGGACCCACAGUCCAAUGAAGGGGGAGGCAGAGGGAAAGAGAAUGAUGGAGAGAAAGAUAAACACCUAAAGAACAAACUCAACAGUGAGGAAAAAGGAGUGAAAGAGAACAACGUGAGCGAGAAAGAGAAGAAGAAAGAGAAACAGCGCUCGGGGUCUUUUUGGAGGAGCGGAUGGGCUUUAAGUGAAAGGCUGGCAAUCAAUGUUUCAGGAAUGCGGUACGAAACUCAGCUUCGCACCUUAGCUCAGUUCCCUGACUCCAUGCUUGGUGAUCCCAGGAGGAGGUCACGAUACUUUGACCCUCUUCGAAAUGAGCUCUUCCUGGACCGUAACCGGGCCUGCUUUGAUGCCAUUUUGUACUUUUACCAGUCAGGUGGGAGGCUUCGUCGGCCUGCAAACAUACCCCUGGACAUCUUUAUGGAUGAGCUGAUGUUCUAUGAACUUGGAGAAGACAUUGUGAACCGCUUCAAGGAGGAUGAGGGUUUUCCAAAAGAAGAAGAGAGGCCCUUGCCAUCUAAUGAAAUCCAGAAAAAACUGUGGAUGCUGUUUGAGCACCCUGAAUCUUCAUCAGGUGCACGUAUCAUCGCCAUCAUCAGUGUGAUGGUUAUUGUGGUGUCCAUUCUCAUCUUCUGCCUGGAGACACUACCUGACUUCAAGAAAGAGGAGCACCAGUCCACUGCAAAGAAUGGUUCUGACAUGCCUCCUCCCCCAAGCGUUUUCCAUGACCCCUUCUUCAUGGUGGAGACAAUAUGUAUAUGCUGGUUCUCCUUUGAGCUUCUCAUGCGCUUUGCUUGCUGCCCCAGCAAGACACAAUUCUUUAAAGAUAUCAUGAACAUCAUUGACUUCAGUGCCAUCUUACCUUAUUUUGUUACUCUGGGAACAGAACUAGCCAAAGACAAUGACGCAUCUCCAGCCACAUCCUUGGCGAUCAUCAGAGUCAUCAGGCUCGUGAGGGUCUUUAGGAUCUUUAAGCUGUCUCGGCACUCCAAGGGCCUCCAGAUCCUUGGUCAAACACUAAGGGCCAGCAUGCGUGAGCUAGGACUGCUUAUCUUCUUCCUAUUCAUUGGCGUUAUUCUGUUUUCCAGUGCCGUCUACUUUGCAGAAGCUGACCAUGAUAAAACUGAUUUUGUUAGUAUACCACAUGGCUUCUGGUGGGCAGUUGUUACCAUGACCACAGUGGGAUAUGGUGAUAUGUAUCCAGCGACAGUGUGGGGAAAACUGGUGGGCUCCAUGUGUGCAAUUGCUGGUGUUCUUACCAUCUCACUUCCGGUGCCUGUCAUAGUGUCCAACUUUAGUUACUUUUACCACCGAGAGACUGAAUGUGAAGAUCGAAGUGAGUACACUCAUGUCCAGACAUCUCUGUGGGAGGAUGAGGAGCCUGAAGGUGAGGAAGCAGAGGAAGGAGACAGGGAUCCAGAGGCAGAUUAUUAUGCUAUUGAAGGAACCUUCUGCAACCCUCUGAAUGGGACUUUGCUUGGUGGACUAUGCACAGGGCAGACCUCAGAGUACACAGGAGGAAAUAUGUAUCUGAGGGAACCAUUGGUUACUCAAGUUUGAGUGUGCUUUUCAACCUUAAAGUUACAAAAGGAAAAUCCUGAAAAUGAAAAGUAAAUAAUUAAGCAUAAUGAUGUACAAGUAGAAUUAUAUUACAAAAGCUUGAUAUCCUGAGGAGGGACAUUAGUUAACCUGAAACUGGCAAUCCAACACCAUUUGUGUAGUUUAGCAGCAAUAUACCUUCUUAUGACCUCUCCUUGUUUCUUUAUAAUUAUUUUUUACUGUACUAGUCAAUCAAAUGUCUCUGAAAAACAACUUUUCAACAGCAAAGAUUUCAAAAACACAAUUUUUCUUUCUCAGGGUCAUGAUAUAUAAUUAACAUGAGCUAUUAUUUAUGAAUGCAGCCAGCUUGAGAUGAAAAUUACUUUCUGAAUUUCUGUGCCUUGAAACUAUGAUGUCUUAGUUAUUUUGCCUUAAAGUUUGAAGUGGUUUAUUGGCGAGAAAGAUGUCUCAUGUCACCGUAACUCAUCCAAACACUAGCGAUGCUGCCACUGGAAACUGAAAUUACUCUUAUAACAAUUCCACAUCCACAACAUUCUUCUGUGAACAAUUCUGAAUUUGAUGUUUUAAGAGUUUUGCCUACAAGGCCGUGUUCCCUAAUGCACUGUAACCUACUGUAUGUUUUGGAUGCUUUAGAAUAGUAGUGUGUGAAUCUGCUUAAUUAUGCAAUUAUUAUUUUUAAUAAAGAUUAUAUUUUAUUUAUUUUCUUAAAUGUUUUUGUUAUCUGUGAACACCACUGACAACAUUUUAUGUUAAAAUAAUGUAUGUCUGUGACAAUGAAAAAAAAAAACCAUUUGGCUUUUGUAUUAAGCAUUGUUUAUUUAAUAAUUUAUUAAUAUACAUAAUGAUACAUCAAACUCAGAGAAAUCUUUAAUUCUUCACUGCAGCAACUCUGUCCCAGAGGAAGUCUGAUUUAUGUUUGCAUUUUCAUGAUUUCCAUUCUUAACAGUGACAAAGCUUUUUUCAUACGGUAAGCUUCUUGUGAUACGGGAAAAACUCAUGAAACUUUCCACUACAUCACAGUGAUGGCCAGCGGAAGGUAUGUAGACUAUGUAACCUUGCUGGUGUAAAUCACUUUGCACAUUUUGCUUUGUCAGUUUAAUGUUCAAUAAAGGUUGAAUGGAUAAAAUAACAUUUUUACGGGAUAAAAACCAGAUCUCUGUCUACGGGAAGAGAUGAGUAAUGAAAGAAAACUCUAACACAAUAAUUGCAAAAUGUGAGAAAACUGCAUGUUGUUUUUAUAGAUAUGAACUGAUUUACCCUCAAUUUUUACAUGUUUUUAAACGGCUCAUACCAAAGUGGAAUAUAGAAGCGUAUUUCAUUCACUUGAAGACGUCCUUUUCUGCUGGUGUUUAAUGAGCCAGGAACUUUACCAUGAAGAGUAGAGGAUAUCUUUAGAAUUACAGGCUGGUGUCUCAGGACCACAAUAUCAGAACCUUCAUUUUUCAUAAUAGCUACUUGAGGAGAAUUUUCAAGAGUAAGAGUAAAAAAGAGGUUGCAUGAUUGUGCGAAAAUGACAACCGCAGACUAUACUUUCACAAUAACCCUAAACAUUUUAGUAUGUUAACUGGAAAGGACAUGGCAAAAGGAAAAAAAAGGAUAUAAAUGUUAACUGAAAAGUGUAACUGGUACAUUUGCAGUAAUGUUUAUUAUUGUAUAAUUUCCCUGCAAAAAUAAACCUGUUU
Melanotaenia boesemani (Boeseman's rainbowfish) is the source of this 3860-nucleotide messenger RNA. RefSeq names its product potassium voltage-gated channel subfamily A member 7-like. Lineage: Eukaryota; Metazoa; Chordata; Actinopteri; Atheriniformes; Melanotaeniidae. Gene Ontology annotation, biological process: potassium ion transmembrane transport; protein homooligomerization. Gene Ontology annotation, molecular function: delayed rectifier potassium channel activity; protein binding. Gene Ontology annotation, cellular component: voltage-gated potassium channel complex; membrane. The record is from RefSeq and is a predicted model, not a curated record. Bases 613 to 2178 code for a protein of 521 amino acids. The transcript has 3 exons.